AGUGGAGAGGAGUGCAUGCACGUUUAAUUACCAAAAUAUCUUAUUAUGAGGGCAUGUCUGAGAUUCAGCACAUGUGAGACUGAACUUUACCUACUUUAUAGACAGACUGUGGUAAUGCUGCAGCGCAGCUCCGCCUCCUUCAAAGAAGUUUGACACAAAAAAUAUAAUUACCCACAGAAGGGUAGGCGGAAUUUACGGUACGAAUAGACACGUAACGCAGUUGACACCCCACUUCGUGCAGAUAGGGCUAUUUUUGAUUCAAGGAUAAUAUGGCUAUGAGUGCAGACCCAAAAGUAGUUAUAAUAGGAUGCGGAAUUUCAGGCAUAGCAGCGGCACAGCGGCUCGUGAACGCUGGAUUUCAUCACGUGCGGAUACUUGAAGCGACUGCAAGAAGCGGAGGAAGAAUAAAAACCAGCAGACUAGGUGAUAAUAUUACAGAAAUAGGAGCAAGUUAUAUCCACGGUCCAUCUGAGCAGAACCCGCUGUUUUGUUUGGCUCGUGACUAUGGCCUCCUGGAUCCAGCGGCCCUCACCCCAGAGAACCAGGCCAUGGCCGUCGACGAACAUCCUCCUUGGGCUAUUAACUGGUUCAGCAGUUCAGGUCAGAAGCUCAGUGCUGAGCACAUAAAACCUGCUCUGGAUCUGUUAAAUGAGCUAAUGGACGAUACAUUCAAAUUUGAGAGUCAAACAGAAAUACCCUGGGCCAGUGUAGGACAUUUCAUACGAUCAGAGGCAAGACAGCGAGCAGCAGAGAGGUGGGCUGAUAAGGAUAAGAGCACCAGGGACCUGCUGCUGUGUGCGAUCAGUGCCAUGUUGAAGUUUGAGUGCUGCUCCAGUGCAACUGCCACCAUGGAUGAGGUAGACAUGGCAGGAUAUAAUACCUACAAGGCUCUAGCUGGACUGGACUGCACAUUGCCAAGUGGCUUCGAGGGUGUAAUCAACAACUUGAUGUCGGAGAUCCCCGCUUAUUUAGUGACCUACAAUCGGCCUGUUCGCUGUGUCCACUGGAACAACACGCAGAGCGGAGCAAACACUGUCACUGCUGAGUGUUAUGAUGGGGAGAAGAUUGCUGCUGAUCAUGUUAUUGUCACAGUGUCCCUAGGUAGACUUCAGCACACAUACU
Molecule: messenger RNA, 1122 nt
Organism: Plectropomus leopardus (leopard coralgrouper)
Lineage: Eukaryota; Metazoa; Chordata; Actinopteri; Perciformes; Serranidae
Source: RefSeq, a predicted model, not a curated record